Molecule: messenger RNA, 4156 nt
Organism: Prunus mume (Japanese apricot)
Lineage: Eukaryota; Viridiplantae; Streptophyta; Magnoliopsida; Rosales; Rosaceae
Product: Spc97 / Spc98 family of spindle pole body (SBP) component
Biological process (GO): meiotic cell cycle; cytoplasmic microtubule organization; mitotic cell cycle
Cellular component (GO): microtubule organizing center; spindle pole; gamma-tubulin complex
Molecular function (GO): gamma-tubulin binding; microtubule minus-end binding
Source: RefSeq, a predicted model, not a curated record
CAUAUAUAUAGCUUAGGCGGGGUAAGUGAGUCUCUGGAGAGAAUUCUACUACUACUCUCCAGUUCACUCAUACACAUACAUUAAGGAAGAAGACGAAUGAGAUUAUGGCGAUGGACACCAAUUUCGCAUCCUCAUUGUUUGAGAAUCUAAACCUGGAAGAUCCAUGGCUUCCUCCAACUACCUGGGAAUCGAUCCCAUCCGAAAGCGGAAAUUUCCAUCUUCGAAACCCCAAGUCCUCUUCCUCUCACUCCCUCUACCAUGCCUCCACCGUCUCCGAGGCAAGUUUGGUGCGGUUGGCGAUGAAUGCACUGCAAGGAGUUGAAUCGGCCCUUGUUAGCAUCCAGAAGCUUUCUGCUGCAUUUUGCUCUGACCCGGCUGAUAGGACUUUCCAUCAGAUUCCAAGUCUGUGGAAUAGGUCUUCAAGCACUCAUGCUCUGGGAAACAUUCUCCAGCCCAUUGGCUGCUCAGGUUUGCUUGUCUUUCUUCUCCGGAAAUUUGUGGACUACUUUUCGAAUUUGAAUGUGGAAAGUGAAGACCAUGUUGAUGGUGAAGCUCAAGUGAAACAGUGCCCUCCAUAUAGUCUUGUUAAUCAUGCUUUCGCUGUUUCGGUGGGAAAGGUUGUGGAAGGUUACAUGUGUGCACUGGAUACCUUGUAUGCAUCAGUGGGUUUGAGGCGCUCUUCGUGUUCGUCUUCUGUGGUGGGAUGUCUGAACAGUGUAGUGUAUUCUGAACUUACUUUGUUGGAGUUCGAUUUGCACACAAAGGAAUUGAGGACUCAGAUUGAAGCCCUUACGAACUUAUGCAACUUAUAUCAAUUCUCUAGUUGUUUCUCAGUAUCCUCUCUUGAAGAAUUGAUUACAAAAGCAAAUUUGGAAUUUUGUAAUUUCUACAGAGGAGGGGAUUUACUCUCAUAUCUGUAUACUCAUUUACAGGUUGCUGAUCCUGCUCAUCGUCCUUUACUCAAAUUUCUUUUUCUUCAUACAUGUGAACCAUAUUGUGGCUUUAUUAGAUCAUGGAUAUUCAAAGCUGAGAUUAGUGACCCUUACAAGGAGUUUGUUGUAGAAUAUGCUGACAGUCUAUCUCCAAAUCAACAUGGUAAAGCCGACAUCUCUAUUGACUUCCCAUUGGCAACUAUUAGGGAACAAGAUGGAGUUUCUGUUCCUUGUUUUUUGAAGGACGUCUUGAUUCCACUUGUCAGAGCUGGUCAGCAGCUGCAAGUUCUAGUGAAAUUGCUUGAAUUGUGUACUUUUGUUGCCACCAACAACCAUACUUACGAGGGUUUUCUUCCCUGCUGGACUGGAUUUUCUGGCAAUUGUCCAUAUUAUUCGCCUCCAUUGACAUUUAUAAAAGGAAAUGUAGAGGCCACGUUACUUUCAAGGGACAGAUAUUACAGAAGAAUGCAGGAAAAACUCGAGAAUCUUUCAGCGAAAUUAGAGUUCAGAUAUCAACAGGUAGUUCAACCAGGUACACUGCCUGUUCUCUUGGAUAAUGGUGGUAGGAGUUCAACCAACCCAGGUUUAUUUGCUUUGGAUGACAAUUUUAUUCCUUCUCCAACAAAUGAUAAAAGGGAGUCAAAUGGGGUUCAUGAUUUGGAUUCUGGUGAGUUAAGUGCAAGGGAUGGUCUAUUUGACCUCACGGAUUCUUACGAGUCAUCUGAAUGUUCAUUUGACAGUACUUCUGCAGAGCAAAAUGUGUCUGAGCAGAUGGUCGAGCUUCCCAAUCAUAUUGUUGGGCUGGAACAAAAAUAUUUAUCUGCCUUAAGCUUUUCAAUGAGUAUGCCCGUUGAUAAUUUGCAAAAGCCUCAUGUAUGUGAAGAGUCAUGCCAUAUAGUAAGUGACCAGAGUAGACUUUGUGAAAGAAGAGAUGCCCUAGCACAUUCUCAUCAUAAAGAUUGUCUAUCUGAUAAGGACUGGCCAGAAGGUGGUCUUUUUGAGAGUUAUUCUGCCAUUGAUGAAGAGUACAAAGAUGGUCGAAGGUCACAUCCAAUGGAUUCUCCCUCAAAGGUGAAUGAAAGAAUACUAGAGGCCUUAAAGGAGGGCACAUCAUAUUUCAGAAAAGGAGUUGGGACUAAUAGUGCUUUAAUUGAAGAAGCCUAUGGCAAGGAUCAACCUCAAAAUGUGACAUAUACUUCUUCAGAUUUAUUUACAUUACAACAGUGGAAAGUUAACUCCCAUAACAAUUUUCUCAGCAUGAAUCCAAUGUUGACAAAGAAUAACUUACUUCACCUGAUAACCAAGCCUGGAGAGAGAUAUGGAAGGCAAUUUGGACAUUCUUUGCCUUGCUUUGAAUUUUCUUUGAUAAAAGACCCUUUUAAGGUGGAUCUGGAAAAGCUACCUGCAGGGCUCAUGGACUCCAAUGCCUCUGUUACCAGUGUUAAGAGUGAUCGCUUUCGGAAACAAGAUUUUGGUGGGGAUAGUAUCUCGAUUGAUAAAACCAAAUUAUCUGAUUCUAUUCCAUUUUCAGACUCAAAGGACCACGACCAAGAAAAUGCUAAUUUAACAAAUGUUUCCGGUGGUAGUUGUUGGGCGAGUUUGCUUGGUAGAUUCAGUGACACUGUUGUUAAUAGAGUUGAAGAUCACAGACAAAGCUUGUCAGAAAUUUUUGAGAUACCACUUGAUUUUAUUAUCGACAAAUGCCUUCUGCAGGAAAUCAUGCUUCAAUAUAAGUAUGUCAGCAAGUUAACUAUUAAGUUGCUUGAAGAAGGAUUUGAUUUGCAAGAACAUUUACUGGCUCUGCGGCGAUACCACUUUAUGGAACUAGCGGACUGGGCAGAUUUGUUUAUUAUGUCCCUUUGGCAUCAUAAAUGGUGUGUUACAGAGGCAGAUCAUAGACUUUCAGAAAUUCAAGGUUUCCUUGAGUCAUCAGUUCAGAGGUCAUCAUGUGAACGUGACCCUCAUAAGGACAGGUUAUUUGUGUACAUGAAAGGACAUGAUGCAAUGCCUCUUUCAGCAUCUGUUACUGGAGUCCAUUCCUUCAAUUUUCUUGGUUUGGGUUAUAGAGUAGACUGGCCAAUCAGUAUUAUUUUGAGUCCUAGUGCAUUGAAAAUGUAUGCUGAGAUAUUCAGCUUUCUGAUACAAGUGAAGCUUGCUAUUUUCUCAUUGACUGAUGUAUGGCGCCAAUUAAAGGAUUUGGUGCACUCAAUUAGUCAGAAUAACAACUCUGAACAAAAUGAAAGGGAAGUGAGUCAUUUCAAUGCAUUAGUGAAGAUGAGGCACCAGGUCAAUCAUUUUGUAUCUACAUUACAGCAAUAUGUGGAGUCACAGCUAUCACAUGUAUCAUGGUGCAGGUUUCUAUACUCACUUAAGCAUAAGGUCAAAGAUAUGAUGGAUCUUCAGUCUGUACAUCUGGCAUAUUUAAUAGAUUCGCUUGACAUAUGUUUCCUCUCUGAUGAAACACGACCUAUAGCUCGGAUCAUUGAGAGCAUUCUGCAGUGUGCUCUUGACUUCAGGUCGUGUCUUACCGGGGAAAUGUGGGAUGCGGGAACAAGUCAAGGGAAUUUAAUGGCAAGACUUUCUGGAAUCAAUAUAUCUCAGGUGGUCGUAAUAAAACAAACAUUUGACAAGAAUAUGAAAGAACUGCACCUCUGUUACCUCAAGUCACCUAAACAUGGGAAAUUUGGACUCUCUCAUUUUUGGGAAUACCUCAACUACAACAAGUAUUACUCGGAUGUUGGUAAUGAAAUGGCCUAUUAUGCCUUCUCAGUCUAAAGCUCUGUGAUAUGAUCGUUGCAGUAAGUGAGAAAUGGGGAUUCAUAUCGUGCUUGAAGCAGCUUCAUUGAUUACGAUGGUUGAGGAGGGUAACUUCUCAAAGAAUCACAGUGGAUGAUAUGCCCGACCGAUGUGCAUAAAGUAUGCAAGGAUUCCUCAGCCCUUGGUAGCUCCAUUGGACACGUUGCAUAUCAUUCUUCUCAGUUUGGUCUUGUUCCUUGAGGUAGGAAAUUCCUACACUAAUCUUUGUUUGGCCUUUUGAAAAUCUAAAUCACAACGCGUACAUUUUUUUUUUCUUCCCCGUUUUGUUUUGUAAGAGUGAAGGAUAGUUACUACUUGUUGUCGGACACUAGUGACUUGAGUGUUGAGAGCUGUGUAUAUGGAGGAGAAAUGAUUAUAUCCAUUUUGUAUUAUAGACAAUUUUGGUAAUGGCAUUCGUUGUUUCUCUA